GAGCAACCCGGAGACGUACACAAAUACAGAGAAAACUUCGAUGCAAAUAGACCUUGUGACAAGGUCUUCAAGCACAAUGCGCGAAUUGUUGUUGUUCGUGGGUAUCAGUAUUCUGCGCCCGUCCCUUGGGGUAGAGCCCGACCCGUAUAGCGUCGAUGUCAUAUCAGCCUUCAAUCAAACCAUCUGUCCCCUUGAGCCGAUAGAGAACGGGCAUUACCUGGACAUAUCGGGCACCAAGGGGGGCAUAGCCGUACAGGUGGUCUGCUCUCUGGGUUACAAGCGAGUGGGGAACGGUUUUCACAUGUGUAACGUCACUACCGGUAACUUCUCGAAUGGACGGUCCUACUGUCAAGGCUGUCCCGUGGAACGCCUCGAGAACGGACAUUACCUGGACGUAUCGGACGACAAGGUUGGCGUGGCCAUACAAGUGGUCUGCUCUUCAGGCUACAAACUAGAGGGGAUUGGCUACCACGUGUGUGACGUCACCACCGGCAACUUCACCAACGGGCGGUCCUAUUGUCAAGAUAUAGACGAAUGUCAGGGGAACGUGACACGUCAUCAGUGUAACAUCAACGCCGCGUGCAUCAACCUGCCUGGCAAGCACCUGUGCAAGUGCAAACUCGGUUACGCGGGAAACGGUAUAAACUGCAGACGUGUUGAAGACUGCUCGCCUCUGCCAAAUCCCGAGAACGGACGAGUCAUCUUAACAAACAGAGUCGCCCGGUAUGAGUGUUAUCCAGGUUUUCAUCGUUAUGGUCCCGGAAUCAGGCUGUGUCGUAGGGGAAAAUGGAGCAGAGUUGCACCAAAGUGUGUAGAAGCCAGACCCAACAGCUGCCGUACGCCACGCGCUCCGCUUCACGGGACUGUGGCUGGGGCAAAUUUUGAGAAAGGACAGAUGAUCCGCUAUUUCUGUGACAAGGGCUAUGUACUGGAGGGACCGGAAACACGAAACUGCUCCGAAAGUCUGCGGUGGACCGGCAUCCGGCCUGUUUGUGUUCAGGAAGCUUCCAGGUCCGUCACAGAAAUUGCCGAGACACUCAAAGACAAAAUUUCGGACAUCAGCGCUGGUUCGUCUACAGGUCGAUUGCACACUGGCGGGGCCAGUGGGGCGGAUAUUGUGUUCAUGAUUGACAGGUCAUCAAGUAUAAAACCUUCGAACCUGAACCGUGUGAAGGAUUUCAUGAUGAUGGUGAUCGCUGAGCUAGGGGUAGAUAACGCCAAUCCUGAGGGUAAUGGGACGAGAAUCGCCGUGUUAACGUUUGGAAACAAACCGGAAAUGUUGUUUAAUCUAGACAACAAGACCAUAAAUUCAGAGGUCAAGGUCAGACAAAUGUUAGAUUCCAUCAAGCCAUAUGGUGGAGAAACGGCACUUCGAGACGCCAUAGAGAAGGUCUACACGGAGAGCGCGCAAAUCGCAAGGCCCAAGGCUCAGAAAGCGCUCUUCAUUUUCGCCGAUGGUCAGUCAAACAGUAAAACCACAUCGGACACCAAGUUCUUUCUGCGCAUGCUGAAGGAUAAGAAUUCUGGGUUUGAAGUGUUUGUGAUCGGAGUAGGAGCCAGGAUUAUGGUCAAAGACUUGCUCCAGUACGCCAGCAAACCAAGUCGCAAGUACUUCUUCAAUCUGGAGAACUUUGAAGACCUAACCAGGCCUGACCCAUCGAGUUGUAUUGGACAAAAACAACCCAUCAUGUGGUACAGCCGGGCGGGUCGAAUCCACAGAAACGGGGACAAACACCGAAGCAAAGCCGGGCUCCUGGCCGUGGAUGGCUCUAGUCUAUGACGACAAUGACGGUGAGGGGUUGAAUAUGUGCGGAGGUACACUGAUAUGCCGGAACUGGGUGCUCACUUUAGCAAGAUGUGUUCAAGGAAAUCAGAUCACCGUGGAACUGGGUGUCCACGACCUUUUUGAUGAAAAUGUCGCUAGUAGGCUGCACCCGAUCAAAGUCCACCGAUUCGACAAUGACCUGGGAUAUGACCUUGCACUAUUGGAGUUCGACCACAGGGCGACGCAGGACAUGUUGGGACCACGGAUCAAUCCAAUCUGCUUGACAGCGAAUCCAGGCGGGGGGUCUGAAUGGUUGGGCAAGAAGAAUGUUUGGAUUGCGGGUCGAGGCGCUCAGCCGCCACGGCUGAACGGGAAGAUAAGGAUGCCUCUGACGAUCCCUGUGUACACGAAGUUGCCCAUCGUGAGCAAAGUGGACUGCACCGAGGCCUUUAAAGGGCGACAACUGAGUGGCACGGACUUCUGCGCAGGGCAUAAAUAUAUUCAGGAAUACGCCUGCAGAGGGGGACAUAGGCGGACCCCUCAUGUACAAAGAUGGCGACCGAUACAGACUAUUGGGAGUUGCCAAGGAGACUGAGCAUUGCGUCGAAGAAAAAAUGUACGGUCUUUUCACAGAGGUGUUGUCUUUGGAGGUGAAUACUUGGAUAAAUA
Molecule: messenger RNA, 2434 nt
Organism: Liolophura sinensis
Lineage: Eukaryota; Metazoa; Mollusca; Polyplacophora; Chitonida; Chitonidae
Product: complement factor B-like
Exons: 16
Coding region: 41-1780 (579 amino acids)
Molecular function (GO): calcium ion binding
Source: RefSeq, a predicted model, not a curated record